Hyaena hyaena (striped hyena) is the source of this 3825-nucleotide messenger RNA. It is a transcript of the gene CPOX, whose product is annotated as coproporphyrinogen oxidase. Gene Ontology annotation, cellular component: mitochondrial intermembrane space; cytoplasm. The transcript has 9 exons. The record is from RefSeq and is a predicted model, not a curated record. Gene Ontology annotation, molecular function: coproporphyrinogen oxidase activity. Bases 552 to 1889 code for a protein of 445 amino acids. NCBI's taxonomy places the organism in Eukaryota, Metazoa, Chordata, Mammalia, Carnivora, Hyaenidae.
GGAAUAUGAGAGUUCAGAACUGAAGUUUAUUCCUGUUAAGUCAAACACUUCAAAGUUGCCAUGGUUCCUGGAAAUCUACCCCCCUCCCCGCCCCCAUCUAUAGGAUCGCCAAGUGAGAUGCAGAAGUACCUCUCUUCUGAGCUUCUGGUGCUGUGAAUGAUUUAUCUCAAACAUAAAUCUGAUCAUGCCACCUUCUGCCUCAGUGCCUGCAAAGGAUUUCCACUGACUUCUGAAUACAGUAUCAGUUCUUUGGCAGAACAUGCAAAGCCCUCUCGCACCUCCGGCAUUGAGCUCCCUUGUCUUUGGACCCGCCCUUCUGGAGACUGUGGAUUCUUUAUCUCCCUGGCGCGCCCCUGCAGGCGACGAUAGGAGCUGGACUACAGCUCCCAGAAUCCCCCGCAAUCCCGCCGGCCGCCCGGGGACCGACCCGGUAGUAGCUCUUCUCUGCCAAGGUUUCCACUCCCAGAGCGGCUCCCCAGCUUGGGGCCUCCAAGGAGCUCAGGGACCGAUCUCCGGGACGUGGGCAUUGCUAGGGGUGACAGCGCGGGAAUAUGGCCUUGCACUUGGGCAGGCUGAGCGCGGGCUCCUGCUGGCGAGCUGCGCGCGGCGGCCGCGGAGAGCUGUGCGCCUGGCCGGGGCGCUGCGCCGCCGGACGCACCUGCCGGCGCCCGGGCUCCGCGGGCACAGAGCAGUGCCGCGGGCUGGGACACAGCCGGACGCCGGGAGCAGCCCCCCGGCUCGGGACCGGGCUGACCACGGCGCUGGCGGGGCUGGCCGGGCUGGCGGGGCUAGCCGCCGCCGCCUUCGGGCACGUACGGCGGGCUGAGAUGGUGCCCAAGAGCUCGGGGGCGCGGACCUCUGCGUCGGGGAAGCCUGAGGAAGAGGACGAUCUGGCCCGCCGCUGCAGCUGCUUCAUGGCCUUGCCUGUGACCGACCUGCGCGAGCUGCGGGGGAGACCGAGCGACAUGAAGACCAAGAUGGAGCUGCUGAUCCUGGAGACCCAGGCCCAGGUGUGCCAGGCUCUGGCACAGGUAGACGGGGGCGCCAGCUUCUCCGUGGACCGGUGGGAGAGGAAGGAAGGAGGUGGUGGCAUCAGCUGCGUACUUCAGGAUGGGCGUGUUUUUGAAAAGGCUGGGGUGAGCGUUUCUGUUGUUCAUGGAAAUCUUUCUGAGGAAGCAGCGAAACAAAUGAGAAGCAGAGGGAAAAUUCUGAAGACGAAAGAUGGUAAAUUGCCAUUUUCUGCUAUGGGUGUGAGCUCUGUCAUUCACCCCAAGAAUCCUCAUGCUCCUACUAUCCAUUUCAACUACAGAUACUUUGAGGUAGAAGAAGCUGAUGGUAACAAGCUGUGGUGGUUUGGUGGUGGAUGUGACCUUACUCCAACGUACUUGAACCAUGAGGAUGCUGUCCAUUUUCACAGAACUCUAAAGGAGGCUUGUGACCAGCAUGGUCCUGAUCUCUACCCUAAAUUUAAAAAAUGGUGUGAUGAUUACUUUUUUAUUGUCCAUCGUGGGGAGCGGAGAGGCAUCGGGGGCAUCUUUUUUGAUGACCUUGACUCACCAUCCAAAGAAGAAGUGUUUCGCUUCGUGCAGAGCUGCGCCCAGGCUGUGGUUCCUUCAUAUAUUCCUCUUGUGAAGAAACACUGUGAUGACUCAUUCACCCCCCAGGAGAAGCUGUGGCAGCAGCUGCGGAGAGGACGGUAUGUAGAAUUUAACCUUGUGUAUGAUCGAGGUACGAAGUUUGGCCUCUUCACUCCAGGAUCCAGGAUCGAAAGCAUCUUGAUGUCUUUACCUCUAACAGCUCGAUGGGAGUACAUGCAUUCACCCGCAGAGAACUCCAAAGAAGCGGAAAUUCUGGAAGUCCUGCGCCAUCCGAGAGACUGGGUGCAUUAAUGCAGGUGGAGUGCCCGGCCUGGAGCUUAGGACAGAAAGUGUGCCCCAUCCCAUAGGCCCGCACCAUUGCCACUGUGUGGCAGUGAAUAACCUGUGGGUUAAGCUCCAGCCUCCUCUCUGCAGUUGGCUUCCUUGGCAGGCGCUGAAGUGUGUUAAGUACUACAAGUUUGUCGUGGAUGCUGCCAGCGACAGGUGGUGGUACGGCAGCUUGUCAGAGUCAACGGGUUGAUAAAAACCUCAUUUAUGCUCUUAGAAUCAUUUUGUAUGACUAGUUUACAAAAUACAAAAUUGAGUUUCCAAGUGUUGAGUUAAGGGAAUCUAAAUAUAAUGUGUGUCAGGAAACUUCUCAUGCUAUUUUUGUUUUAUGUAUUUUUUAAAGUUUUAGUUUCUGCCGCCAAAAAUCUGUGGUGGGAUAACUUUUAUUUUCAUUAAUUCAGUGAGUUGAGACUUCAUAACAAUUUUAGAAAAGCAACUUGAGAUGAAAGUAAAACGUUUACUUUGUCAUGACUGAAGUUUCAUUGAUCAUAACCUUUAUAUGUCUUUCUCUGGAGAUCAUAAUAUUGUAAAAUGUUUAUUUUUAUAAUGAUAUUUAGGAACACUUGAAAUUUUCUAAAUCUCUGCAUGUGUUACAAUUCAAUAAUUCCCUAUAAUUGUUAACUCUAAAGUGACGUCACUGUUAUUUAAAUAAGGGACAUCUAAGAUGUAACUCUGAUUUUUGUAGAACUGUUUUGUUAAUGUUGAAUUCUCUGCACUUUUGAAUGUGAAAGCUUAUAAUCCUGGAGUCUGAUAUUUAAAAUUUUCUAUUCCAGACAUUCCUAUAUGCAAAUUUAGACUAAAAACAACCCCGGGAAUGUUGUUAGUUAGGAAAUGUUUCUCAUUUGGAAAGUGAGAAAUAUUUUCCUUCCUUAAGUAAAGUCAACGUAACUAGUGUGAGAAGCAUGCAGGCAUUUUAUAAACAUAUUUCUUUGUAAGAGGGACUGAUUAAAGUUGUCCUCUUUUUAAAUUAGAGAUUUUGCAGCUCUUUGUUCUUACGAGAAAAUCACAACAGAAUUCUUGGUGUGUCUUCUUUGUUCAUAUAAUAUGAGUGCAUUUUAUUUUACUCAUAUUGAAGUUUGUAAGGAAUAGUGUCUUCCUACAUAUUAUUAAUAAUUAUCUUGGAAGAUGUUAAAUGUACGUGAUUGUGUAUGAUUUUAGAGCUGGGAAAUGUGUGGACUCUUCAGCUGUCUUCCAACAGAUCUGCUGAUAAAUUUUAUGAAAUAUGACUAAAAUGUUUCUAUUUUUCAUUUUUUAGGGGUAAUUGAUACAGGGAAGAUAAAUAUUUUUUAGUACUAAAACCAUCAUUCCUCAUUCCUAGGUAUUUUACCCAAGAAAAAUAGAAGUUUUGCAUUCAGAUUUCUGUAGCAGCUUUAUUCGCAAUAGCCCAAAGUUAGAAACAACACAGAUACCCAUCAUCAGACGACUGGAUAAACAAAGGAUGAUUUAUCAGUAUAUGAAAAUACUACUCAUCGGUGAAAAGGAACAACCGCUCGGGUGAAUAGCAAAACAGCAUUAUGCCAAGGGGAUGAAGCCAGACACAAAAGAAGACUCAUUAUAUGACUACAGUAUGUGAAAACCUAGAAAAGCCAAAACUUGUACAAGAGAAAGCGCAUCAGUGGUGGCCGGGGCUAGGGCUGGGCAAUUGACUGUGAAAGGGAACCAAGGAGUAUUUUGAGAGGAUGGAAACAUUCUAUAUAUUGAUUGUGGCAGUGGUUACCAGACUGUUUACGUUUAUCAAAACUCAUUGACCUUGGCACUGAACAACAUGGAAUUUUGUUGUGUAUGUGUUUUAUACUUCAAUAAAGCUGAUUAAAUGAAAAAAAUAUAUAGGCAUAUAGGAACAAAUGUUCAAAUAAACCUCAGUUCACCUUGUACAAUAAAAAUACCCUUAUCAUAUAGA